This is a messenger RNA of Medicago truncatula (barrel medic), 2909 nucleotides long. RefSeq lists its product as uncharacterized. The record is from RefSeq and is a predicted model, not a curated record. The transcript has 3 exons. Bases 394 to 2505 code for a protein of 703 amino acids. NCBI's taxonomy places the organism in Eukaryota, Viridiplantae, Streptophyta, Magnoliopsida, Fabales, Fabaceae.
ACUUAAGACAAGAAAAAUAAAAUCAUUACCAACAGCAAAGCAAAGUAGUAAAAUUGGGGGAAAAUAGAUUCUUCACCACUUUGACAGAUGGGUCACUGUAUAUCGUGACCGUCUUCUCAGAUUCAAAUUCCAAACUCUUUCUCUCCAAUUAGGUUUUAGGGUUUUUAUUUUUUGAAGAUUUUCAAGCUCAAUUGUGCUUUCUGUUGUUCGUUUCGAAUUCUUCAGCUACUGUAGAUCUAUGGCGGGAUUCUGUUAACUUUGAAAUUCGUGUCAUAAAAUCACAGGUACAAGGGGUUUCCUCAAGCAAAGGUGGCUUGCUAUAAAGUCCAAUCUUCGUGUUUAAAUCAUUUGUCUUUUAGCUAAGUGUGGGGGAAAAUAUAUCAAAAGCUGGAAAUGAUGGAGUGCAACAAAGAUGAGGCAGUCAGGGCUAAAGAAAUAGCGGAGAGGAAAUUUUCUGAAAGGGAAUAUAUUGGUGCAAAGAAGUUUGCUAUCAAGGCUAAAAAUUUGUAUGCUGAUUUGGAGGAUAUUUCCCAGUUUUUGACUACUAUUGAUAUUUAUAUAUCUGCUGAGAACAAAGUAAGUGGAGAAAUGGAUUGGUAUGGUAUACUUGGAGUGAGUCCCUUUGCUGAUGAAGAGACUGUUAGAAAGCAGUACAGGAAACUGGCUCUCACCCUUCAUCCUGACAAAAACAAGUCUUUAGGUGCAGAGGGUGCAUUUCAGCUGGUUUCAGAGGCAUGGAGUUUGUUAUCAGAUAAGACCAAGAGACUAGAAUAUAACCAGAAGAGGAGUUUGAAAGGCUUCCAACAUACUACUCCAAACCGUGCUGGGCAUCCAUCAAAUGUACCUAGUUCAAAUGGUUAUUAUCAUUUUAAGAAGAAUGCAACUUCAAAUGUGAGGACUGGGAAUCAUAAUGCUCGGGCUCCUGCCACUUCUGCCCCUCCACAGAAAAAGGCUGAAACCUUUUGGACUAUCUGUAAUAAGUGCAGGACACAUUAUGAAUAUCUCAGAAUUUAUUUGAAUCACACUCUUCUAUGUCCCAACUGUAAUGAAGCUUUUGUGGCCAUAGAGAGGAGUCCUCCUCCCAAUGUUUUUAAGCCAUCAAGUUUGCCCUCCCAUCAACAGCACCAGAAUUCACGACGUCAUCCUGGAAGUAAUAAUUCAAACCUUCAGUGGGGUUCCCACUCCAGAAUGGCUGGUUUUGGUAGCGCCGAUGGAUCGUCGUCUGUGGCCGCUCAAGCUGCAAGUGUCGUGCAAAAGGCAAGUGAGAAAGUGAAGAGAGAAGGAGCACCAUCAAUUGCUGAAUGGGAGAGGAUUCAAAUGUCUAAGAAAGCUGAUGGUUCUAUGAAGAAAAGGAAGGUAGAUGAUAUUCACGUUAAUGGCUAUCCAGGAUAUACGGCAAAUCAUUUUGCUACGGGAUCUGGAGCAGCAGGUUUGGGCAGUUUCUCUGGAUCAGGAAAGGCUAACUUGGAAAAAGAAAGGACCUAUGGUUUUUCAGGUCUUGGAGGCAAACAUUACAGCAUACGAGAGUUGUCAUUGUUUGAGUUACGAAACAUGUUGAUGGAUAAGGCACGGAAUGAAAUUAGUAAAAAACUUGAAGAAUUGAGGUUAAUGGCUGAAGCUAAGAUUGCCAACAAGAAUAAGAGACAGAAAAACAUAUUCAAUGACAAAACAAGUGGUUCAGAGAAGUAUGGAGAGUCCAAUGUUAAUGGUAACAAGCAUUUUUCUAUUGAUUCUUUACCUGUCACAUCUGAUGGUACAGUUAAGAGCCAAGCCUAUGUUACAAUCAAUGUUCCAGAUCCUGAUUUUCACAAUUUUGACCUGGAUAGAGCUGAAAGUUCCUUUGCAGAGGACCAGGUCUGGGCUGCUUAUGACGAUGAUGAUGGAAUGCCUAGAUAUUAUGCUAGAAUUCACAAGGUGAUCUCCACAAAGCCAUUUAGAAUGCGGAUUAGUUGGCUUAACUCUCGAAGCAACAGUGAAUUGGGCCCAAUAGAUUGGGUAGGUUCUGGUUUUUAUAAAACUUGUGGGGAUUUCAGGACUGGCAAGCAUGAAGUAUCUGAAUCAUUAAAUUCAUUUUCACACAAGGUUAGGUGGACAAAAGGCACCAGAGGAGUUGUCCGCAUCUUUCCAGGUAAGGGGGAAGUCUGGGCACUUUAUAGAAACUGGUCUCCUGAUUGGAAUGAACAUACUCCAGAUGAAGUGAUACACAAGUAUGACAUGGUGGAAGUACUUGAUGAUUUCAGUGAAGAGCAAGGUAUAUUAGUUACUCCCCUUGUUAAGUUUCCUGGCUUUAGGACAGUAUUUCGAAGGCACCAGGACCAGAAUGAGGUUAGGAGGAUUCCUAAAGAGGAGAUGUUUCGAUUCUCUCAUCAGGUUCCUAAUCACUUGCUCAGUGGCCAGGAAGCUCAUAACGCUCCAAUAGGUUGCCGAGAGUUGGAUCCAGCAGCUACACCUUUAGACCUCCUUCAGAUAGCAACAGAAGCUAAUGAGGCAGCAGGUAAUGUUUAGAAAACCUGAGUAAGACACAUAACCUAAAGUUCAGUUCUACUGAAGAACAUGCAUUUUGAAUAGGAGAGAGGAUGCUUCAAAACCUUAUAAAGCAGAAAUGUUCAAAUGAGGAUGGCAAACAAAAAAUGGGACAGUAGAUGAUAAUGCACAACAUCGUGUGACUGUUUAUGCAAUAGGCCUGGGAAAUUAAAAUUAAAAUUUGAUGAAAUACACCCCCUCUUACUCCACAUUUUGAUUUUGUAAGCCUGACCCAGAUAAUCUCUAGUGUCUUUUGGUUUUUUGUUGUAUAAUUUUAAGACAUGUUAUUCCUAGACUAUAUAUGGAUGUCCAUACUCAUGGUGAACACAGUUAUUAUUAUUCAUCAAUCUGCAAGCAAGAUGAUUGAUUAUACUGUUCUUCUUGGA